GAACACCUUGAGAACUGUAUCUCAUGUAGAGGACUCUUGACAAAGCCGUCUUCAUGGUGCGGUUUAAUGACUUUAUUCUUUAGGAUGAAGCAUGUAAAGGUUUUACAUUUGCCACUACUUUUUGUGUUUGUGCACACCUGCUUUGCACAAGCAGAUUUUGCUCCCUAUUUCUAUGACAAUGGACCAUACAGUUACAAUGGAAACAUGGCCCUCUUCAGCCUCUCAGAGGACACGGCUGUUGGUACACAGAUCUAUUGUCUUAAUGGCACAGACCCUGAAGGCCAGGAGGUGAGGUAUGGCCUUUCCUUUGAGCCAGGGUCCAAAGAGUACUUUAGGGUCGACCCCAAAUCUGGAAACAUUACAUUAGUAGAAAAGCUGGACAGAGAGAAUCAAGACUCUAUUGACGUCCUGGUCAGCAUCACUGAUGGACAAAGCAAGGUUGUGGAAAGAGUAACAAUAUUUGUAAUGGAUGCAAAUGAUGAAAAGCCUGAAUUCCAAAACAUGCCUGCAAUUAUUGAUGUACUGGAAACAACAGAGUCUGGAAGUAGCAUCUACAAAGUUGAAGCAGUGGACAGAGACACGGGCUCCGGGGGCUCAGUCACCUACUACCUGCAGAAUGCUCAGUCCAAUUUGUUUGCCAUCGACAGACACAGUGGUGUCCUUCGUAUCAAAUCUGGAGAAAUGUUGGACUAUGAGAAAACAAAGACACACUUUGUCAUUGUCAUUGCAAAGGAUGGUGGUGGUAACUUUAAUGGCAAGGAGCAGUUUAUGUCCUCCUCUGCUACCCUGACAAUUAACGUGAUUGAUGCUCAAGACACUCCACCAUCUUUCAUUGGGGCACCCUACUUUGGCUAUGUUUAUGAAAUCUCAGUGCCAGGAUCUGAAAUAUUCACUGUUGAAGCCCAAGAUGGUGAUGUGGGGAACCCAAAUCCAAUCCGUUAUUCAUUUGAUGAUGGGGAUGACGGUGUUUUUAGCAUCAAUAAAACAAGUGGGUGUAUCACCCUGUUGACUCUCCCCAUUUAUCUGAAGAGAGAAGUCUUCAACAUUAAAGUCAGGGCUUCAGAAGUAAAUCCUGAAGGCAGACUCAUGGACUAUGAGGUGACCACAGUGGUGAUCCGUGUGAUGGACCUAAAUAACAAUCCACCUACCUUCUACGGCGAGAACGGCCCGCAGAGCAUGUUUGAGUUAACCAUGUAUGAGCAUCCACCGGAGGGAGAGAUCCUCCGGGGCCUGAAAAUCACUGUCAAUGACUCUGAUCAGGGUGCUAAUGCUAAAUUUAAUCUGAGACUGAUUGGACCAGGAAGAAUGCUGCGAGUUGUCCCUCAGACUGUACUCAAUGAGGCCCAAGUCACAAUCCUAGUAGAAGACUCUGCUUCCAUGGACUAUGAGAAAUACCAUUUUCUAACAUACAAGCUACUUGCAGUUGAGAUUGAUACUCCGGAGAGAUUCAGCGCUACAGCAGACAUUGUCAUUCAUCUCCUGGACACCAAUGACAACGCUCCCAAAUUCUCUUCAGACUACUACAUUGCCAGAAUUCCAGAAAAUUCACCCGGUGGCUCCAAUGUGGUCACAGUCACGGCACUUGACCCAGACUCAGGACCUUGGGGUGAAGUGAAGUACUCUAUCUAUGGCUCAGGGGCUGACUUGUUCCUGAUCCAGCCCGACUCUGGGAUCAUCUACACCCAGCCGUGGGCAGGCCUGGAUGCUGAGGUGAGGUCAAAGUAUAACUUCUAUGUGAAGGCAGAGGACAGAGAGGGGAAAUACAGCCUGGCUGAAGUCUUUGUGACUGUGUUGGACUUGAAUGACCACCCACCUGCCUUCUAUGAUAACUUCCUCGAGACGACCAUGGUCAUUGGAGCGCCAGUGAAAAUAGAGGCUGUAGAUGAUGAUGCAGAGGUCCCCAACAAUGUUAUAGAAUAUGCCAUCAUGAAAGCUGAGCCAGACAACAACAUCUUUGACAUUAACGCUGGCACAGGCGAGAUCAUGCUGAAGUCCUACAUCAAGUCAAUGGCUAUCAUUCAGAACAUCACCAAGAAGAGAGACUGCACCUGGUCGCUGGUGGUGCAGGCCCGGGACCUUGGUCAGCCAUCCUUCAGCACUACCGCUGUUGUCAAGAUUGACAUCACUGAAGCUACCCAACUCAAAGGGGGGCCUUUGGGAUCAUUUUUAUUGCACGAUAGAAACAAGCCUUUGCAAAUCCUAGGUAUGCUUGCUGGUAUCAUUAGUCUCAUGAUCAUAGUGACAGUCAUCAUCUCCACCAUAACAUUCAUGCGCAACAAAAAGUCCAACCGGAUCCUGCCCAACCGCCGUGUAAAGAGAAGGCAGAAAAAACAGCACACCUGGCUCUUCAAAAAACCCUUACAGAGACCGGAAACUAAGGAAGAGAAAUUUAAGGUUGAAGAGGAAGAGGGGGAACCAGAGGUAAUCAUGGAGAACGUCAACUAUAACAACAAUGCUGGCAGGGUCUUGAGACAAUGGCCACCUCCACCGCCACCCUGUGUACCUCCACCGCCUUUUUGCAUCCCAGGAGAGAGGCAGUGGGCCGUCCCCACAGUCUCAGCAACCGUGGCACCCAAACCUAAAAAGAAGCCAGUGAUAACCAGACAAGACUCUGUGAACAGAGCGCUGGUUUCAGAGCUCAAGAUGAGGCUGGAGCAGAAGAGAAAGUCAGGCCAUUAAUGUUGUUUCACCAUUCACAAAUCAAUCUCAGAACUCAGACCAUCUCGUGAAUUUAGAAAGGAGAAUUGGAAAUGAAAAUUUUGAAAUGGAAACAUCAAAACUCAGACAGGGCAGAAUUUCAUUCAGUCCUGUGUGAUGAUUAAAAAAAAAAGCUCCAGAGCAGCCAAGAAAUGGCUCUUGAGGUGAGAAUGUUGUGUAGUCUGAUGCUUUCAAAGGUGAAAAAUUAACUCAGUCACUGACAGUGGUUUGUUUGUGUGUCUGUGCAUGCGUGCCUGUGUGUAUAAAUUUGAAAUGUACUGAAACCACUAAGAGCUCCACUGUAUAUCAAUAAUACAGUUUUUAUUUAAAAAAAAAAAAAUCCUACCAUGUUUGUAAUCAUUCAAUAUUUCAUAUCUUCAGUUCACAACAUUUCAUUGUUUUAUUUUCUUUCUAGUUCUGUGACAGAUAUAUCCUUCUUAUUUAUGUUUUGGCACACCACUGACGUAAACUUCUUGAACACAAAUCUAUAACUGGAAAUGAAGUCAUUCAGAAUUCAACAAGUGAGACUGUUUGUUUAGGAUCUAACCAAGCUCCUUACAAGAGAUUUCAUGACACUUGAACUCUGUGAAGAGAUCAGCCUGGGGCUAAGAUCACAUUAGAAGAGCCUUUAAUCUGACUCUGCAGGUGUGCAGCACUGUUUGCAUCACUGUUUUAUAGCUGCUUCCAUAUGUUUAUUUUCUGGGUCUUUAUUAUUUCCUCUGUAUACUGUGUGGCAGUAUAUCAGUGGAUGUGGUUUUUGUCAAAAAAAAAAAAAAAUGUCACAAAACACUUGGAUUUUUGGACUUUACUACUAAUUAAAGAACUUUCUUUUUCAAAAUAAAAUCAGUUCUACUUAAAUAACUUAACAGCGCACCACUUUGAAAAUGACUGAAACUGAUAAACUAAUCCCUCAUUCCAAAACUGAGACAUGAUCAUUACUUUAUUAAGAGUUCUCCCUGAGAGAUCAAAUUAUAAGCUAUAGGUUAUAAAUAUAGGUACAGGCUGUUUAAUUGUUUAAUUUAGGUUACCUGUGGGUGCUUGAAACUGUAUAAUUAUUGCAUGUUUUGAACUGAAUAUCCAAAUCUGAAGGAUUACUAAAAACUAUAAGUUAAGGUAGUAGAGUAAAAUUACACUGUAGAGGACUGGGAUGUUGCAUAAAUUGAAAAUUGUAAAGUACAAGAACGUCACAUCUGCAGUAUUUACACUUCUACACUGCAGAAUUUAAUUUUUUGACGACUUUCUAUUUAUAACUUGGAAAACGUAUUUUAUCUUUCAGAUCACUGAUUUGACCAUAUAGA
Archocentrus centrarchus (flier cichlid) is the source of this 3995-nucleotide messenger RNA. It is a transcript of the gene cdhr1a, whose product is annotated as cadherin-related family member 1a. The record is from RefSeq and is a predicted model, not a curated record. Gene Ontology annotation, cellular component: plasma membrane. Gene Ontology annotation, molecular function: calcium ion binding. Lineage: Eukaryota; Metazoa; Chordata; Actinopteri; Cichliformes; Cichlidae. Gene Ontology annotation, biological process: homophilic cell-cell adhesion. The transcript has 17 exons. Bases 67 to 2679 code for a protein of 870 amino acids.